Messenger RNA from Panonychus citri (citrus red mite), 846 nucleotides. RefSeq lists its product as uncharacterized. The transcript is spliced from 2 exons. The coding region runs from base 110 to 754 and encodes 214 amino acids. NCBI's taxonomy places the organism in Eukaryota, Metazoa, Arthropoda, Arachnida, Trombidiformes, Tetranychidae. The record is from RefSeq and is a predicted model, not a curated record.
UUGAACAGGUAACCAAACAAUAAAUUAGUAUAAAUAUUGAUCAAAAUCUCAACUUUUGUUCAGUUAAUUGCAAUUAGUUAACAAGUAAAACAAUCAAUCAACAACAAUCAUGAAUCGAUUAAUUACAAUUGUCGCCCUUCUCUCAGCAUGUUACGUUGUAAGUGCCUGGAAAGACUGGAAAGAAGGUAAAAGUCAAUGUGAAAUCUGUAUGGCCGAAACUGGAGCUUAUUUGACCGAUUUCAAGUUAGCCCGAAACCAACAAAUACCCAAAUUAACUGAUACCUGUGGCAAAUACCCAACCCCAGACGGUUCAUGUUCAUCGCUCAUGGAAAUGUUCAAAUACACUUACGAUACUUUGGAAUCUCGACUUGCCGCCAAGGAAAUUUGCGCUUUCUACGGAAUCUGUACUUCUGAGACCACUAUUGACACCAGUGAUCCUGCUAUUCCCGCUGCUCCAGUUAGUCCCAAAGAUCCAUCAAAGGCUUACGACGAUGCAACUUGUUACAACUGUAACAUCACCGCCACCGUAACUUACCUUAAUGUUGGUUCUUACGCCGUUUCAAUGAACGCUGGACUUGAAAACAAUUGUCUCUCCUGGACCAAGGCCGGUAUGUUCCCAACCACUGAAGAGCACAAACACUGCAAAGACUUCAUGGGAAAAGUUUUCGACAAAUUGACCAACACUAUUCGAGAUAAAUCAAAUGUCAACUACCUUUGCUCAGAUCUUUUCGAUGUCUGUCCAUCUACCCAAUAGUAAACAUCAAACAUGAAGCUAAAUAAAAAUUUGGAAUUGUAGUUAUUAGAAAAGUAUAUUCACUUCCAAUAAAAAGUUAUAAAUAAUUUCAA